AUGAAUGACAACUCACACGCACACCAGAACAACGAGCCAGCAGAGGCAACUCCCCUACUGGUGUCGACUGCUCCAUAUUCUGUAUUCUCCAAAACCCAGAAGCGACUCAUCAUCUUGACCGCAGCUCUCACAUCUUCGCUCUCUCCACUGUCAGCAAAUGUAUACUACCCGGCUCUCAAUUCUAUCGCCAAAGACCUGCAAGUGAGCCCGUCGCAAAUCAGCCUAACCAUUACCCCGUACAUGGCAUGCCAAGCCAUUGCACCCACGUUCAUAGGUAGUCGCGCCGAUCAAUCUGGACGUCGAUCAGCGUACAUCUGUUGUUUUGUAAUCUACAUCGCCGGGAACAUGGCCCUUGCGAUCCAACAUUCUUUUCCAGCCUUGCUGAUUCUUCGUGCAGUCCAAAGUUGUGGCAGUAGUGGCACUGUUGCAUUGGCAUCCGCUGUCGUAGCUGAUGUCAUCACCUCUGCCGAGCGAGGCGCAUACAUGGAAAUGGCCUCACUGCUAUUGAGCCCGCACUGGGGCCGGCGGUCUAUAUUCUGGUUCCUGGCUCUGCUGGCGAGUGCAGUGUUUAUUCCGCUGCUGCUUUUCUUUCCCGAAACUUGCCGCGCUAUUGUGGGCAACGGGUCAAUUCAACCUCGAGGGUGGAAUCCCUCACUUCGCAGCUGCUUUCAAAAGCCGAAGCAGGGUUCCGAGACAGAUCCUGAGGUUUCUUUGAUUCAUGUUCCGGCACAACCUCCCAGAAUGCUAAACGGGCCGGUAUCGCUGAGCCUCUUGUUUCAGCGACCCAUUGGCUUGAUUAUCUUAGCCAACGGCAUAGCUUUUGGUAGCUACUACGCAGUCACUGCAGGAAUUUCUGCACAAUUUGAAACCCUCUAUGGCCUUAGUGACCAGGGAAUUGGACUCUGUUUCUUACCAGCAGGACUGGGCUCAUUUCUCAGCGCAACCGCCAAUGGAAUUCUGAAGAACUCGCUUACAAGCAAAUCAAUCGCUAGAUUAGACUCGGAAAUAGGACGUGCUCACGUUUCCAAUCGAGAGAGCAAGACUUCAGGUCGGGCUGCCCAUGUGCUCGCAGCCAUUUCUAUUGCACUUUAUGGAUUCCUAGUGGCCCAUAAAGCGCCACUUUGGGCAGCCCUUCUGAUGAUUUUUGUGAUAUGCUGCUGUAUUACCGCCGCGUACAGUGUCAUGAACGUGUUGAUCGUAGGCUUGUACUACACCACCCCGGCCACAGCCAUGGCCGCCAAUAAACUUGUACGCUGCUCCCAUGGAACAGGUGCAGCAGCGGCGAUCAAUUCUUUAAUUAAAAUUAUCGGGGUGAGAGGGACAUAUUAUGCCGUGUCUGGUCUUCUGUUGACCACUUGUCCUUUGCUAUUGCUUGUGUAUCUCAAGGGCUGGGAUUGGCGUCGAGCGCAAGCUGGGAUACCGUUAUCAUCGUAG
This is a messenger RNA of Penicillium atrosanguineum, 1434 nucleotides long. RefSeq lists its product as uncharacterized. The transcript is spliced from 5 exons. The record is from RefSeq and is a predicted model, not a curated record. Bases 1 to 1434 code for a protein of 477 amino acids. Gene Ontology annotation, molecular function: transmembrane transporter activity. Lineage: Eukaryota; Fungi; Ascomycota; Eurotiomycetes; Eurotiales; Aspergillaceae. Gene Ontology annotation, biological process: transmembrane transport.